Messenger RNA from Seriola dumerili (greater amberjack), 1601 nucleotides. RefSeq names its product pleckstrin homology domain containing S1 (gene plekhs1). Gene Ontology annotation, molecular function: protein binding. The record is from RefSeq and is a predicted model, not a curated record. The transcript is spliced from 17 exons. The coding region runs from base 103 to 1443 and encodes 446 amino acids. Lineage: Eukaryota; Metazoa; Chordata; Actinopteri; Carangiformes; Carangidae.
CCAGGAACAGGAGAGCAUCCAGCUUCCUCGUGCAGCACUUACCUUUGUUAGAGCCAGUGAGGUGAGCAGAGUGAACAGGUGCUCCACAGGUCCGGUGUCACAAUGCAUAAGCAGAAGAGCAUAGGCGGAAAUGCGGUUUUCUACAGACCAGCUGAAGUAUCGACUGAAAUAAGAUCUGGAUAUUUGUACAAGUCUCCUCCUCCAAAACGAUUGAAGGCAGAGGUGACAAAAUCAUGGAAGAAGAGAUAUUUCGUCCUGUUCAAAGUCAGUGAUCAGGAACAUCAUCUAAAGUACUUCAGGAGUUCGGAAGAACAGGACAGGCCACUUGGAGGGAUCGACUUAGCACAAGUCUCACAGUUGCAUGGGAGCCCUCAACACCACCAGAGAUGGGGAUGGAUCCAGAAGAGCUUCAAGUGCUCCCCUUCAUGCGUGCUCUUCAUCAGGGCUGCAGACCGGGACUACUUCUUCGUGGGGGAAAACAGUUAUGAAGUGGACGGCUGGUUCUCUGACCUGUUUAAUGCCCUCAAAAACCGGCCACAUAAAUUUAUGAGUUCAGAGGAAUUGUGUAAUGGGCAGCGAACAGUUGAGGUUAUUUCAAACCCUUUCAUGCGGAAAAAGAAUUCAGCCAUUGAGCCUGAAAAGCCAGCAUUAAAAAUACGGUCCACGUCUGAUCCAACCCCAAAUGUUCUGGGUCUCACUGGAAAAUCAAAGGAUGAAGAUUAUUCCAGAAGACCUUCAUCAGAGCCUCCAAUCUAUGACUAUCCGAGAUCCUACUUGAGACAAGUACAAGUCUGGGAAAAUGGUUCCACCGUUGGCAAGAGCAUGGAGUCAGUAUAUGAAACAAUGGAGGAAAUUAGACAUAAUGAGCAAGUAGCUCAGGCAGUGGACCGUGAAGUUGAAGAAGUUACCAGUGGCAGUCUGAUGAGGUCUGUCACUCAGGCCUUUAAGAAACUGAAGACCCAGAUUUCUCCACUGCCCCCGUUCAAUGAGGAGACGGACACUGAAGACAGAGAAGAAACACAUCUGUCAGACUUCAGCAGCAGCUCCAGCGACAACGGGGCAAUCUCUCCUGUGGAGAGUCCAAAUAUGCUCACCCUGGAAAAUCAAAGCUCUACUGAGAGUCUUAACCCCAUCACCCCAGAGGAAAGAGAUAUUGAGGUCAGGCAGGCAGAUUUGAAAAAACACCUGACUCUAACAGAAGUGGAUAGGAAACCAAGUGUGUCCGGGUGGACAGGCCAGCCACAGACAGUGUGUCUCUUCCACAAAGGAGACCAAAUCCUGGCAAUCAAUGACUUGCACGUCAGCAGCGUGGAGGAGUUCAACACGUACAUCAGCAAGUCACUGAAGAACGAGGUGAAACUGACCAUCCUGCGUCUACCAGGACACCCACACCUGCAUUCUCCAAACUGUCCCUGCAGUGACUGGCCGCAAGCUGACAGUUAGAGAUGAGAGUUACUUCUACUAUUGUAUCUGGGUGUGUUUAAAUCAGUCUUUAGGAGCACUUCCUGCCUACAGUUGGUGAGUUUGUACCAAAUUCUGUUCCUGUUGAUCUGUCGUUCUACUACUUUACUCGAUUUAAAAAAAAAAUAAAAAAUAAAAAA